Molecule: messenger RNA, 4442 nt
Organism: Haliotis rufescens (red abalone)
Lineage: Eukaryota; Metazoa; Mollusca; Gastropoda; Lepetellida; Haliotidae
Product: ras-related and estrogen-regulated growth inhibitor-like
Exons: 6
Coding region: 500-1165 (221 amino acids)
Molecular function (GO): GTPase activity; GTP binding
Source: RefSeq, a predicted model, not a curated record
GUAGCAUGAGGUAACACUACUUAUUUACAAACUAGAUUGUCGUCUUUGCACCUCAUCGAAACGAUUGUUUGCUUUGUGGCCGCCGAAAGCGCUUCCUCCUUAGCGACUAACCUCCCUGUGCGGAGCCUAGACCGGUGUGAAGGUAUCUCGUUGUAGCCCAGUUGAACCGGCAGAGUGUGAGGAGGUAUGUUGGAGCACAGUCGAUAGUGGAAGCGGCGAGCGGCGAGUCAGAGCCUUGAUCGCACACGAGGCUGGACUUACUGGAUUGCAGCAGACGACAGUUGGAGUAGCAGACGAUAUCCGGUGGAGAAGCAGACGACAUGGCUGUUACACCAUGUGAGAUGAUCAUGUAGUCUGUGAACACGUCUCGUGAACGCACCGUUGUUGUCACACAUGCAGUGUGACGUUUCCCGCCAAGAAGGAGCACGACAGCCUGAAAGUGUCGUCUGGCUAUCUGAACGUUCUCAGACGGCACUCAGUGGAAGAGAAGCGCAACAAGAUGAAUGGCACCAGACUCAAACCGCCUAAUGGCGACUCCAAGGACGGCCAUUGUCGUCUGGUCAUCCUGGGAACGCCCGGAGUAGGGAAGACAGCUCUGACAGUGCGUUACUUGACUCGAAGAUUCAUUGGAGAGUACUGCCCAACAUUAGAGAGUGUUUACAAAUACCACACACGUAUUGAUGACGAUGACGUCAAACUGGAGAUCCUCGACACGGCCGGACAGAUACGUGCUGAGUGGAAGGACGGCUAUGCAUUAUGGGCAGACAGUUUUAUCUUUGUGUAUUCCAUAACAGAUCGAAACUCAUUCAACGAAAUCACCCGAAUCAAGAAAAGCGUCGAAAACGCUCGAAAAUCAUCGAGUCUCGCCGGCAUUCUGGUCGGAAACAAGAACGAUCUCCUCCACGACCGCCAAGUUACGGAGCUCGAAGGCCAGGAACUAGCCGACGAGUUAGGAUGUAGAUUUUACGAGGUCUCGGCCGCUGAUUGGACGCAGGUGGAAGUUAUUCAAGACGUUUUCAGAGACAUGUACCGAGAGUUUAAACGGUCAAAGUCACUUAAAGAUGGCCGCCAACGAAAGACGAGCUCCUCUCAAAGGUUCAAACAGGCCAUUCAGAAGGUGAUAACGGGGAAAUCGAACAAUAACAAACGCACAGCGACGAUGUGACAACGAUAGAAACUGGUGGUGGAUGUUGUGUAAAGUAUAUCUGUGAUUGUGUGCGUGAUUCCUGCUGAUUCGGUGAAAUAUGCAGCAAGAUAUGCAUGGGUGCAUCUUGCUGCAUAUAUGGAUUAAUUUCACUAUGAUGGAAUGGUCGGGGAAAUAAUUCAUACAUUAUUUCAUUGUUCGAUAUUUAAAUGUUGAAUGAUUACUGGACAUGGGCGUCUGACGAUUCAACGAAAUCAUGAUCUCGCAAUCUCACAAUGGGACAACACUUAGGCGACCGGAAGAUAUGUUUAAUUAGAACAUCACGUGGAGCAAGGUUCUUUGCGAAGCAUUCGCCGGAAACCAGUCCCGCAGAACCUGCACCCGGUUUGAUGACCCCAGGCGUUGCUGUGAAUGAAAACAGAUGACCACUCCAAAGGCCGAAUCAAGAUGGCCACCGGUUACACUGCAUGUGGUCUAUCUUCUCCCCGUGACCGUUUGUCAACUGGGUGUGGUGAUUAUCAUCUGUGUUUUCUGGAACAGUACUAAGGCACUCAAGCAGCCAGUCCCGUGUGGAUGGAUUUCCUGGUGGCAAGGUUCGUUGCUUUACUGCACAUGCGUCAACUCUGCUGGCAAAGAUGGCGGACUUUCCGGGCGUAAUGUCUUGGUAACUGUUGGAAUUCGUGAGAAAUUCAAUGUGCUUUUAUACCAAAUAUUCUCAGAUUGAUAAAAUGUGAUACGUAAAGGAAUAAAGACCGGCGUCUGGUACUGGUACUAUACAACGGAACCUCAUUUAUACGGACCUCGUUAAACCAGACACCCAACUAUUACUGGUGGACGAUGUUGAGAAAAGACCGGAAUUACGAGGUUACCUUGUAAUUAAUUCUUGUCUCCGACGAAAAGGAUGGGAAUUCGUCCAAGUGCUCCUCAAUAAUCAAACUGUUAAUUGUCAUGAUCAUACGAAUGUCACCCAAAAUACCUAUGUGUAUAUAAAGAAACUGUUCUCUGAUGUAAAUUUCAAACGGCGGGAUAAUGAGUGUAUGCACCAUGUUUUUAUGAGGGAAGGUAAGCGGUCUUGUCUUCCAUGUUGAACAAGCAUUUUACCAUCCUUUGGACAUAUUGUAAAUAACGACAGCGUCGUGAAUCCCUGUCUUUUUCACCGACAUCGACUGAAACAGUAGUUGUUGGUGUCCAGUGUAUGAGUCUGUAACGUCCACUCCUUUGGUCAGUCAUAUAACAACAGAUCAUAUACAUCGAAAGAUCGAGGAACUGAAUGUAAUGCACAUAUUUUCACACGAUGACCGACAAAUGUGUAAAAUGUUUACUGUUUACGAAAACUUAAAGCACUCAACACAAAACACAAUUCAGCACCGACUCUUUGUUCACACGACACCUGGGGCCGAUCUAUCUUUUCACAAAGUUUCUUUAAACGACUUUAUGUAUUGCUUGUAUUUUGCGUUACAAUCAGCACGUGACAACGAUGUAUCCAUGUUUGACUUAACUGAUUUCUGAAGAAUUGAAAGUGAGAGUUCUUGUACGACUGCGAGUAGUGCUCUACCUGACACAUGGAAGGCUCUGAAAUAUUUAUAAAAAAAAGAUAAAUUCUGAUUAAACUUAUAAAACUUUUAGUAAUAUUUAUGUCAUGCCUUUUUCUAUAGAAGAGCUGUUUGACAGUAAACAAAAGACAUGGUACAAUUUCUUUAUUUUAAUCAUAAUGUCUCCUUUUUAGACACAGACAGUGGUUGUUUCUGUGGUAAUACAGAAAAUGUCAUCUCUGUGACUUGACCUUCCUGGGGAGACAGGAUUAAUUUUUUCGCUUCUUGCAAAUUGUUAUCUAGAUGAUUAUUGCCAGAAUAAGCCAAGGUGGUUUUGGUGGUGAGGAAAUCAACAAAAUGUUAAGCAGCUUCAGUUGUGCUGAAAUACCAAUGGUAUUUCGGGCUCCGUCUAACUUGAGCAAAAGUAUGUUUUCAUUUCCGAAAUUAUCCAGUCGGCCCAGAAAUUAUAUUUUGAUAUCACCGUGUUAGUUAUUAGUAGUAAUCAUUGUGAAAAGAGCGUUACGAAACAAUCAGACGCAUGAGAUCGUAUUAACACUGAGUGCACAUACUGAUCUCCAUGAGUCCAUUCUAACAAAACGCGCCCGUUCACGUGCAGCUCUUCGCUCAGCGUUAGAGUACAUUUCUAAUUGUUCAAUAUUUUCACAUAACUCGACUUUUAUUCAUGGCUCUUAGUUCUGAUUACAUGUUCACCCAUCACCGUUUCACCACGCAUCACUGGUGAUCGAUCGCUGUCCCGAACUCUGGUUAUGUUACCAAUACCUGACAAUCAUGGGGUUGUUACACAGGGUACUUCGUACAAUCUGUUGUAUUUAGUGUUGUAUCGAGUUAUAAGAGUUCGAAUUUCGAUCUUAUACUUAUCUCGAAGUGCAUUGUUGAUACUACUUCAAUCCUCACAUAUCAUUCAAACUCUGAAUCUCGAUUAACAGCAGCCAAGGGGUAGAAGUUUUUUAAAUAUCUGCCGGGCAAAAGAAAACACACACUUAGAAAUCGGAUUUCACAGAAAAAAAUACAAACGUCAUCAAAAAGUUACUUGGCUGAAGACACUGAAACACUGCACACUUAAGGUCCAAAACACAACGAUAUAAAAAAAACCGUGGGAUCACAAUCGAAUAACCAUUUUUGGUUUGUUUCCUUUUCAGUCACCGUCAAACAUGGGGUAUACUUUAUUUUGCCCGGCGCCGCGAAUAGCUCGAAAACUGUUGAUGCGGCGUAAAACAAUAUUCCUUCUUUCACACUUUUGCCUGGUAGUUAGUCGUCGAUGUCAUCGGUGAGAAAGUUUUUGAUUUUGUUUAUUCUGGUAUUGGAUGUUUCGGCAUAUUCAUUCGAUAAGCGAAUGCUAAUUUUGUUAUCAUUUCCAUUGCUUUGAUCAGAUUGAACCUAUUUAAUGUUAUUGUAUCUCGGUGUUAAAAUUCAAGGUUUAGAGGCAGCGGAAGUUCACGUACGACGCGUAUUGUGUGGAAGAAUCACACUUUUUUUUUGUAUUUCAAUCUUGACAGUGUAGUUCAAUGGCAACAACGACGCUUGCAUUCAUGGGAGUAGUCUAUGCGUGACGUACAGGACGUUGACGUCACUGUUGCGACACCAGCGUGGUGUGCAUUAAUGUUCACCGUCAUGUACUUGUUCAUCAACACUUGAUCACGUGAUGCAUCAUGUGACCAGAUCAUGUGAUCUCACCCAUCUGUAGCAUCGCACCCGUCUGUGAUGUAAACCUAUCUGUGAUAUCUAUAAAUAUGAUACACAAAUCA